AAACUGCACCUCGGAGUGGGGUGUGCUGUCCUUCUCUCUCUCUCUCUCUCUCUUCCUUCCUUCUCUAGCCCAACUUUUGCUCAGCUCUCUUUAGCACUCUUUGAAUUGGGCACAAUGAAUAGGCAAUUCAGUUCUAGAUCUGGGGGAGGGAUUAGGACUUCCCGGGGAUAUACCUCUUCCACUACUGUCAUUCCCAGUGGAACAAAAGCUAGUUUCAGUUCCGUUUCAUUAUCCCGUGGUGUGAAGGGAAGUGCAGGAUUUGGUGGGGGCUUUGGUAGUAGAAGCCUCUACAAUCUGGGGGGUAGCAAACGAAUCUCUUUUGGAAUCAGUCAUGGUGGCAUUGGAGGAGGCUUUGGGAGUGGCCUAGGAUAUGGUGGUGGUGGUAGAGGAGGAUUUAGUAGUGGCUAUGGAUAUGGAGCUGGAGCUGGAGGUUUUGGUUUAGGUUUAGGAGUAGGAGUAGGAGGUUAUGAUGGUGGACUAAGAAUGGGGUCCAUGGUUCCUCCUGGGGGCAUCCAGAAAGUGACUAUCAAUCCCAACCUCCUAUCGCCACUGCAUUUGGAGAUUGAUCCUGAGAUUCAAAAAGUGCGGCAACAAGAAAGGGAACAGAUCAAGACCCUCAACAACAAGUUUGCAUCCUUCAUUGACAAGGUACGGUUUCUCGAGCAACAAAAUAAAGUACUAGAAACAAAAUGGAAUCUUCUGCAACAACAUGGCAGCUCAGCUCCAAAGUUCAACCUAGAGGCCUUAUUCGAGGAUUACAUUUUUAACCUCAGAAGGCGAUUGGAUCAGUUAAUGAGCGAUCGGGCAAAGUUGGAUGGAGAUCUAAGAAACAUACAGGAUCUUGUAGAAGACUACAGAAGGAAAUAUGAAGAAGAAAUUAACAGACGCACCGCUGCUGAAAAUGACUUUGUUGGUAUCAAAAAGGAUGUUGAUGUUUCAUUCAUGCAAAAAGUAGAGCAUCAAUCAAAGUCUGAUAGGCUGUCAGAUGAGAUCAACUUCCUGAGGGCCCUCUAUGAGGCUGAAUUGAAUCAAAUCCGAGGACAAAUUAGUGACACCAAUGUUGUCUUGCAAAUGGACAACAACCGAGAUCUGGACCUCAACAGUAUCAUUGCUGAAGUGAAAGCACAGUAUGAAGACAUUGCCAACAGGAGCCGGGCUGAGGCAGAAGCAUGGUAUCAAACCAAGUUUCAGGAACUUCAGACCACAGCUGUUAGUCACGGAGAUGACCUGAAAAAUACCAAGAAUGAGAUUGUAGAACUGAAUCGGAUAGUCCAGAGACUAAGAGCAGAAAUUGACAGUGUGAAGAAACAGAUUGUCAAUCUUCAAAGAUCACUAGCUGAUGCUGAACAGCGUGGGGAGUCGGCCCUGAAAGACGCCCGAGGGAAAUUGAGCGAACUGCAAGUGGCUCUGCAAAAUUCUAAGGAUGAGCUGGCGCGUCUCCUGCGGGAUUAUCAGGAGCUGAUGAAUGUCAAACUGGCUCUGGAUAUUGAGAUUGCUACAUACCGCACGCUGCUCGAAGGCGAAGAAUCCAGGAUGUCUGGAGAACUCACUGCCCCUGUGAGCAUGUCGGUGGUCAGCAACACAUCUACCAUGAGUGGAGGCGGUCGUGUGAGCAGUGGAGGAUUUGGCCUGGGGAUUGGUGGAGGAGGAGGAGGCAGUGUUUCUGGAGGCAGCUUGAGCCUGACAAGGGGAGGGGUUAGUAGUGGCGGCUUUGGUAUAAGCAGUGGGGUUACUACUGGAGGGAGCAGUUACAGCACCGGAAGCUAUGGUGGAGGAAUAGGUGUUGGAGGUGUAGGUGUUGGAGGUGUAGGUGUUGGAGGUGGCUCUUCCAGCAUGAAAUAUGUCUCAACCACAACCUCAUCGUCCAGCCGAAAAGUAGUCAGAUAAAAAAAAAAUAACAUGUUGCCAAUUGAUUCUGAAAAAGCUCCUAAUCGCCAGCAUCAGCACAAGUCCCCAAGCUAGUCAUCCUUCUUUUUUUUUUUUCCCAUGAGAAGUUUAAUAUGAACAGACAUUGUCCCUUGUCUCCUGAAUGAACACAUCUGAGCUGGGGUUGACCAUUCAUGAGAAAUGGCUCGUGUUACCCCUUCUCAGGCAGUUUCAGUGUAACAAGUCUCUUUCCCAACCAACGUGACUUGUGGCUGUGGAGGCAUCUCUGAUUUUCCUCCCUCUGUUACUAUAAUUCUGCCUUCAGUAAAGAAGUCCCAUAUUUCCUACAGGUUUAAUGAAUCAAAGCAUCCCCCAAAUUGGACAGAAUUGAACGUUUCCUCCCCUUCUCUCUUUCAAAAGGAUGAUGAGGAUGCCCUUUUGUGAUAGGAAUUGUCAAUCAGUUUUUAAAUCUGAAAAGGAAUCUGGUGAAGGCUGAUUUAAGUCAAAAGGAAACAAAUCAAAAAAGCCAAGCACAAAACCUCUGAAUAUUAUUCCUAAAAGGAACCCCCUUCCCCACCUCACUAUUGUUACAGUGCAAAACUUUAGGAAUAGAGUCUGGCCACAUAAAACAUUUUUUUAACACACUGUUGAUUUCAAUGGGAGAUUAAGUACUUAGUUCGCUCUCCAUAUUUGAAAUCGACAGGAUGGGGGAAAUGCUUACUUUUUAUUUCAGUUGAUUUUAAGCACGAAAAAAAAAUCACUGAAUUGUUUCCAGCAUUGGCAUUCAUUUUAUGGUCAUAGUUUCACUUCCAUUUUCACAUUUCUGCGAUUUCUUAUGCUGCUCUUUUUGUUCAGUGCUUUGCACCAGCCAAUGAAUGCGAUAUAAUUAUAUUCUCUUAAACCCCAUUGAAAGCAGGAGGAAAGUGUAACCCAAACUGGUCUUGUAUCAUCAGGGCCUGCACUUUUUCCAUUUAAGCCCCAUUGCCCUGUUUGGUAUAUAUUGCUUGGUAUAUUUUUGGUUUUCCAGAGCAUUUAAAAAUGUGACAGCCUUCUGCUAAGAGGGCAUUUGAGAAUGGAAAGGGCAAUUUAAUGGAUGGGCUGACUGAAACAAUAUAGUUGCCAACAGAAAACAAAGAACUCCUGUGCUUUAAUUCAGUUGUAAUAGUAGGCAGGCCACUUCCCACACCCCAAGGAAUAUACACAGUCAAAACAACACAUUGUUUAAUAGGGAAUUAGAAGACAAGUGCACAGGUCAGCCAUCUUUUUAAAGGAUGCCUUUUGUUGUUCUGCGCCUAGAAGAAGCAUAACAUUUGACUUCAUCAACCGCAGAAAAAUAAUUUUAGUAUUCUUUUGGUUGACCUCCCCCCCCCCACCCGCAAGAUGAAUUUUUAAACCCGUUAAAUACAUUUCCCAUUUGAUGAAGAACAUUUUAAAAAGGCAUAAUAGUUUGUAUGGCUUAUUUUGUAAGUGUCCCCAAAUGCUUGAUGUAAAUAAAAUAGCAACCGUUUGGCUUCUUUUGCUCGGUCUAUUGUUCUCCAUAACUUCAUGCUUGAAAUUGCAAAUAAACUGCAUUGUGAUAA
Pantherophis guttatus is the source of this 3446-nucleotide messenger RNA. Its product is annotated as keratin, type II cytoskeletal 75-like. NCBI's taxonomy places the organism in Eukaryota, Metazoa, Chordata, Lepidosauria, Squamata, Colubridae. Gene Ontology annotation, biological process: intermediate filament organization; keratinization. The record is from RefSeq and is a predicted model, not a curated record. Gene Ontology annotation, cellular component: keratin filament. Gene Ontology annotation, molecular function: structural constituent of skin epidermis.